UGGGCGACAACUGAGGAAGUGGUCGAAGGUAGCGAAGUGACGGCAAAAUGUGAGGUGAAAAUAGAACAAAAUCAGCAACUGUCGCCGCCGUCGCGACCGGAACCGGAAGAGCCAACACCCACCAACGACCCCCAUCCAACGCUAAGGCUCAAUCCUAAUUUGGCUACUGACCCGGCAAGAUGGUCUCCCGCAGACAAGCCGUCUACGCCUCAGCCUCCACCGCCACCACCGCCGCCGCCGUCAGCGAUAGUGACGGCCGCCGCAGCUGCGUCAUCGUCGGCAUCGUCCACGUCGUCGUCGUCGUCUUCGUCUUCAUCUCUGUCGUCUUCGGCAAUCGGUGAACCUACUCAUAAUGUGGUCACUAUUACUGCGCCUAGAGCAAUUCAAAUAUUCAUUUGCAACCCGUGCGGGAUACGAUUCAGUUCGCUGAGCACGUUGGACGCCCAUCAGACAUACUAUUGUUCGCGCAGACACAAAAAAGAUUCGGAGUCAGACGACACCAAGAUGCCGAUAGUCGUCGAAUCGGACGAAAUUGCAAUGGGAAACGACACGGACAGCCGUCCGUCGUCCGUCGAGCCGUCUUCCAAGGCGAUAAGAACUGGAAAACAAUACAAGUGCCCCCACUGUUCGUACAGCGCCGACAAAAAAGUGAGCUUGAACAGGCACAUGCGUAUGCAUUCCAUAUCGCCGGUGUCCGUGCAAUCGCCACCAUGCCCAACGGACAACGCGGACCCGUCGGUAGUUGACCGGUACUGCCAGAACUGCGACAUCCGGUUUUCCAACCUGCGCACGUACCAGGCGCACAAGACGCACUACUGCAACACGCGGCACGUGGUCAAGCCGACCCCGUCCAGCUCGCCGAUGCCCAACAACCCGUCGCCCACCGGCGUGGUGCCCACUUACCUGGCGCUGCCCACCAAUCCUGUCAUCGUAGUUCCUUACACACUCGUACAAAACGCAAGCGUCCUGUCCGCCCUGUCCGCGGACAUAGGCCCGUCCCCGCCCACCGACACCGCUUGCAUCGUCCUGUCCGACGGCACGCUGCAGCCAAUCGCCCAGGCGCUGGUGCCCACCAAGUUUGCCAUGCUCGCCAACAGCGACAACAUACAGAGAGACAACUCUCAGUCUCCGCCAGAAGAAUUCUUUUCACCGCCCAAAAAGGCGGAGUCCGUCAGCCCGGAGACGAAGAUGAGACCGGCAGCGCAACCAUCGUCUCCGCUCGAUCUGCGACUGAAGCGCGUGGUAAAAUCGUCGCCAGAUAACGCCAGCUGCACGGACGGUGAGGAAGAAAAAGAGAACAGGCGGAGUGACGGUAACGUGACGGACACCGAGGACAUAAUAUGCGCACCGUCCAUACCGUGCAUGAUAUCGCCGACGUCUUCUCCGACAUCCGGUGGCAGUGGUGACAGCAGUGGCGGCAACAGAACUCCGCAACACCGGCCAAGUGCGCACCACCACCACCACAACCAGCAACUGCAACAGCAACAGCAAAUGCAACACCACCAGCAACUGCAACAGCAGCAACAACAGCAUCAUAAUCGCAGCAACAUACAGCUGUCGACCAACGGCAUGGUGCAGCAUGGUGGGAAGCCCGUUCCGUCGUCGGCAGUGUACGACUUCGUUGACCGGAACGGCGGAAAGUUCAGCGUAACCAGCCUGCUGCCCGCGUCCGGCGGCCGGCUGCAGGACGGCAUCAAGCAGGAACCGAUCAACAACGGCGAGCCACCUCACCACGCGAUGCACCACUUACCGGCCGCGCAUCACAGGUUUAGCGCGAUGCACAAAUCGCUGCUGUCCCCGGCCGCCGUGGCCCCGAUGCUACCCGGUGUCCAGCCACGCGGCCUCAGCGAACUUCUCAGCCCGGCCGCCGUUUUGCCGUAUUUUGCGCCUGACAUGACGCUCCGACUGAACCCGAACUCGGCGCAGGAUGGUAGCGGUGGUGGAAUGCCCCCCGCGCACCAUCAGUUCUACUUGAAACAGGGCCCGUCCAAAUGCGAGAGCUGCAACAUUGUGUUCUGCAAGUACGAGAACUUUCUGGCCCACAAGAAGCACUACUGUGCAUCCCGCCCGCCCCCGGACGGCGGGGACGGCGACGUGGACAAGACGAGCCCCGAGGGGUCACCCGGGUCAAAGCCGCUGAUGGUGUCGUCACCGCAGUCCUCCAAGGACAGCGUCAGCCCUACGCCGUUGCUUAAGCCACCCAUGAUCCAAUUUAUAUGCUCCACGUGCGGCGUCAAGUUUUCGUCAUACGACAACCUCACUACGCACCAGACUUUCUACUGCCCGAACAGGACGGCCGUGGCGCUGCAGGAACCGGCAGCAGAUAAUAAGGCGACACCGCCACCGUCAAAGUGCCCAAAGUGCAAAAUGACCGUCGACGGAACACAUCACCAUCAGUGUCAGCCGGCCAACUGUUGGAAGUGUCCAGUGUGCAGCGCCGUGUGCACGAGCGCGUCGGCCGCUCAGAAACAUUUGGACAACCACAACGGUAUAAGGGCGUUCGUGUGCACCAUCUGCCAGUACAAGGGCAACACGCUUAGGGGUCUCAGAACGCACAUCCGCAUGCACUUCAACAAGCGGAUGAUUCCGGAUCUCAUGGAAGAAGAUUACGUGACGUGUUUGAUCGACGAGAACUCGGCGUCAUCGAUGGUCGAUGGACGCGCCAAAACGCCGACCACUUUGGAUUCCGCGGACAAGCCGUCUGCGCCGUCCACCGUUCUUAUCAAGACGGCCUCAGCCGUGGCCUCGUCGUCAUCGUUGUCGCCGUCGCCGUCGUCGUCUUCGUCAUCCACAGCUGCGGCCGCAACCGUCAUAGUGGACGAUGAGCCAAAAGAAUUGGUAGUCGUCAAGCAGGAACCGAUCAACGGCAUGGCCGCACCGCCGACGAUGGAAGAAUUGGCCACAGGCGCCUACCGUCGGCAGCAGCACGAACUUCCGGCCACUGCGUCUGACGAACUGCUGCAGCAACAGCUCCCGCCACCGCCGCCGACGCCGCAGCUGCAGAUGCAGACCGCCGGUGGCAACAAGCGGACCGGCAUGACCGCGAAAUACUGCAAGGCGUGCGACAUAUCGUUCAACUAUCUGUCCACGUUCAUUGCGCACAAAAAGUACUACUGCCGGAACAGCACAGAAUACAAGUGCAACACGGAAAACGCCAAGACGGCGACCGUCACUUAGGUGGCAUGUAACGCGCCUCCGACCGAUAAAUCGUACGAUUGUCGUACUACACUUUUAUUAUUAUUAUUAUCAUUAUUAUUAUUUUUAUUAAUUAUUAUUAUUAUAUUAUCAUUUAUUAUUUUAUUUGAACGUAUAUGCUUACAACUCGCCGACGAUCGCGAUCCUAUAAAAUAUAAUAUAUUAUAAUAUUGUUAUAUUAUACCUAUACAUAAUAAUAAUAUAACGACGACGUUGACGAACAACCUGUUGCAAACUGUACCUAUAUAAACGGUUAUUAUACUUUAAGACGACGACUUUAUUAUUCUUCGUAUACAUCCCCUCAUUUUGCGAUUAUAUUAACUAUUAUUAUUAUUAUUAUUAUGAUUAUGAUGAUGAUAAUGUUAUCAUGAUUAUUAUUAUCUAUGUUUACUAUAAUAUUUAAAUAUUAUAAUAUUUCGUUUACAUAUUAUGUGUCAGAACGAUUCGUUUAUGUAAUACGAUGUAAUAUUAUGUUAGAAUCGAUCAUGUUUUAAUAUUUUAUAAUUUUUUUUUAAAUAUAAAUAAUUAAAGAAUUUAAAGAUUUAUCAUUUCCAAACGUUGUUUUCAUAUUAUAUUGUGUUUAUUUUGUUUCUUUAUUUGCUAUUAUUUGCAUUAUUAUUAUAUUAUUAUUAUUAUUAUUUUAUUUCAUCAUUAUUUUUAUUAUUUUUAGUUAAUAUUGUUCAGAGUAAUCAACAACUAUAUUUCUAACAUUUAUUAUCAUUAUGACUAUAAUAUAAUAUCAUUAUUAUUAUUA
Acyrthosiphon pisum (pea aphid) is the source of this 3949-nucleotide messenger RNA. Its product is annotated as zinc finger protein ush. Lineage: Eukaryota; Metazoa; Arthropoda; Insecta; Hemiptera; Aphididae. Gene Ontology annotation, cellular component: nucleus. The record is from RefSeq and is a predicted model, not a curated record. The annotation marks the transcript as partial. Gene Ontology annotation, biological process: negative regulation of transcription by RNA polymerase II; cell differentiation; positive regulation of transcription by RNA polymerase II. The transcript is spliced from 7 exons. Gene Ontology annotation, molecular function: RNA polymerase II-specific DNA-binding transcription factor binding.